UGAAAGCGACUGCAGAUCGUGUUUGAUUAGUAACGCCUGCUGCUCGCCUCGAUCAGCUCCGAAUCUGUUACUUCUGUCUGUUCAGCGGCUCAUGGCGCUGUUCUAUGAGUUACUGUUGUGACACAAUAGGAGUGUGUAUCGUUAUCUAGUGAACAUGGGCCGUCACUCGUCAGAGAGCGAGGACAACAGUCGAAGCAGGAGGAAGAGGAGAGCGAGAGGCCGUUCCUCCUCCUCCAGCUCCUCAGGCAGCAGAGUGACCGGCCGCAGCAAGCCCUCCAGGAGACGAACACGCUCCAGAGACCGAAACAGAGCCGCAGACAGGAGGCACAGAAACCGCUCCAACAGCAGCUCCUCCAGAGGGUCCAGUCACAGGAGGCGGAGCCGAAGCACAGACAGGGGGCGGGGCCACAGGUCCCACAGGUCUCCGUCCCGCAGCCGAAAUAGAAGGUCUCGCUCCCGUCACCGAAGGUCUCGCAGUGGCAGCAGCGGUCGAUCCAGCAGAAAACGCAGUCGCAGCAGAGAUCGAGAUCGUGGCCAGCGCCGAACCCGAGACAGAGACAAAGACCGGACACGGGACAGAACUAAAGACAAAGACACGGACAAAGCCAAAGACAAAGAAAAACAAAAACAAAGGGAAACAGGAAACAUCAAAGCUGGUUUAGAACAUCUGACUCCUGCAGAACAGGCCAAAGCUCGAAUCCAGCUGGUGCUUCAGGCUGCAGCGAAAACCGAUGAAGUACUGAAAGCAAAGGAGAGUAUGAAAGAAGAAAAGGCAAAGGAGGAAGAGGAAAUGUCUCUCGCCGAGCAGGUGAGGAGGAUAAAGGAUAUCGAGGCCAUUGAGAGCGACUCCUUUGUUCCUCAGGCUUUCAAAUCAUCUCGGGAUGGCACCAAGGUGACUGACGUUUCAGAGAUCAAGAAAGAGGCAGAGACUAUAAAAGAAGAAGUCGCCCUUCUGCCCACCUCCAUCAUGUACAAUGACAGCAACGCCCUGGCUCACCCUAACCUCUUCAUGGAUAAAGAGGAGGCAGAGAGGUUGUGGUUGAACAGACUGAUCUCUCUGCGUCAGGAGAGGCUCAUGGGAAGUCCAGUGUCCUGACCAGAUCCCGUGGACUUGCUGUAGCUCUCUGUAAUUCCAGCACAUCUCAAAAAGGAGCGCGUGCUCCACCUGCUGGUUUCAACGGGAAAUAUGAUUCAAAAUUACAUUUCAGCAUGUGCUUAUUCUGAGUCUUUGAUUGUUUAUUUUACUACUAACUCAUAAUGGUAAUAUUAAGGUUUUAGGAGUGAUUUACACAAAAUUUGUCCUUUAAGUUUCUUAAAAACAUCCUAAGACAUCCUUCUCAUCAACAUGAAUGACAAUUGUAUUUAGUGUGUAUUGGGGUUUUGUUGUUGUUGUUUUUCUUUUUUCCUUUUUCAAAAUAAAUGAUUGUUGUAAAUCUUGGAUAAAACUUUGUAGUCAUAAAUGUUUUAAAGUAAAGAACAGCUACGUGAAAA
Messenger RNA from Onychostoma macrolepis, 1491 nucleotides. It is a transcript of the gene rsrc1, whose product is annotated as arginine/serine-rich coiled-coil 1. NCBI's taxonomy places the organism in Eukaryota, Metazoa, Chordata, Actinopteri, Cypriniformes, Cyprinidae. Gene Ontology annotation, cellular component: cytoplasm; nucleus. Gene Ontology annotation, biological process: alternative mRNA splicing, via spliceosome. The coding region runs from base 155 to 1096 and encodes 313 amino acids. The record is from RefSeq and is a predicted model, not a curated record. The transcript has 10 exons.